AUGGCUCCAACUAACACGAUUGAAAAGAAACCAAUCAGUUUCUCCAACAUCCUCCUAGGUGCUGGGUUGAAUAUGGCAGAAUGUACCACCUUGGGACAACCAUUGGAAGUUAUUAAAACCACCAUGGCCGCUAACCGAUCAUUGACCAUGGCCCAAGCCGCCAAACUCGUCUGGAGUCGUGGUGGUGUCUUGGGAUUCUACCAAGGCUUGAUUCCAUGGGCAUGGAUUGAAGCCAGUACUAAAGGUGCCGUAUUGUUGUUUGUUUCCGCUGAAGCUGAAUAUCGAUUCAAGACAUUGGGGCUCAGUUCAUUUGUUAGUGGAAUGGGUGGGGGUAUUGCGGGUGGGUUGGCUCAAGCUUAUUUGACAAUGGGGUUCUGUACAUGUAUGAAGACUGUUGAAAUCACCAGAGCUAAACAAGCAGCAGUUAGUGGUGCUCCACAACAAACCAGUUUUCAGGUGUUUAAAGAUAUUUACAAAAGGGAAGGUAUCAGAGGUAUCAACAAGGGUGUCAAUGCUGUAGCAAUUCGUCAAAUGACCAAUUGGGGUUCUCGUUUUGGUUUUUCAAGAUUGGCUGAAGAUGCAAUUAGAAAAUUAUCAGGUAAAGGUGAAAAUCAAAAAUUGUCCAAUGUUGAGAAAAUCGCCAGUAGUGUUAUUGGUGGUGGAUUAAGUGCUUGGAAUCAACCAAUUGAAGUUAUUAGAGUUGAAAUGCAAAGUAAAACUAAUGAUCCAAAUAGACCAAAGAAUUUGAGUGUUUGGGGUGCUGCUAAAUACAUUUAUCAAAAUAAUGGUAUCAAGGGAUUGUAUAGGGGUGUUACACCAAGGAUUGGGUUGGGAGUAUGGCAAACGGUGUUUAUGGUUGCCUUUGGUGAUAUUUUCAAAAAAUUGUUAAACACUGAAGGUACAGGACAUUAA
Molecule: messenger RNA, 912 nt
Organism: Lodderomyces parapsilosis
Lineage: Eukaryota; Fungi; Ascomycota; Pichiomycetes; Serinales; Debaryomycetaceae
Gene: YHM2
Product: Yhm2p
Exons: 1
Coding region: 1-912 (303 amino acids)
Biological process (GO): alpha-ketoglutarate transport; mitochondrial citrate transmembrane transport
Cellular component (GO): mitochondrion
Molecular function (GO): tricarboxylate secondary active transmembrane transporter activity
Source: RefSeq, a predicted model, not a curated record